This is a messenger RNA of Aspergillus nomiae NRRL 13137, 1206 nucleotides long. RefSeq lists its product as uncharacterized. The transcript is spliced from 2 exons. Lineage: Eukaryota; Fungi; Ascomycota; Eurotiomycetes; Eurotiales; Aspergillaceae. The coding region runs from base 43 to 1020 and encodes 325 amino acids. The record is from RefSeq and is a predicted model, not a curated record.
UUAGAGGAGGGAAGCGACACAAUUUGACCACGGGAGGUCAAGAUGCCAACACCGGUUGCAAAAGGAAUAAUUAUCACUGUUUCAGCCCUUGUUGCUGCGGGCAUUGCAGUUUAUGAAUCGCCUCAGUUUCGAGAAUGGGUCAACACUUCGCGACGCAAGAUUGCCGUCGCAUUGCAUAAUCUCGGCGAUGAGAUCCACCCUCGAACGUCUGCCUCACCUACGAGGCAAGAUAUAUCUAUGACUGAAGAGCUGGGUCCGGAAGCUGAAGAGCGUAGGCGGAUAGCAAGGGAAGAGCUCCAACGACGACGUUCCGUGCUCGAGGAACACCGAAAAAGAAGGGAAAGUGCCCCGGCGGGAUCGUUCGAUGCGCUUGUUGAUGAUAAUGGCUGUUUGCUUCGGACUGACAGCCCAGAACCUUCUCGAGGACUGGGUAAGGGUAGCUCUACCGCCGUAGAGAUGGCAGCAUCCCAGGCUAUCCAGCGCGGUAAACCUAAUGCUUCUCCGACUCCUAUGGCCGAAAUGCAGGCUACUGGCACAGCUCUUACGAGGCAGAACCUGCAAGUGGCGAUACCAGCAGCUGCAGGUGCGGCUGCAGCUUCUGCGACACUUAUUGACUACACACCUACUUCCGAGACAUCAGGUAUGGACUUCUCAACAUCUACACUGAAUCCUACCGAGGAGGUCGAGCGACCCCUUUCACGGUCGUCGAGUCAUACCGAGGGUUAUUCAGAAAUACUUUUUGCUCAUCCGGGUCCUUCGCCGAAUGAGCCUGGCCGCGAUAUGAGAUCACCGUUCUCCGAUCUGUCGGAUUUGGAUUCUACUGGCGCCGAACACCACGAGCGACCGUCUACGCCGUCAACGGCUGGUAGCUUCAGUCAGAUUUAUGAAUCCGCUGCGGACGAAUGGUCAGAUGGCACGUUGAGUGACCAUGGACGGUCGACGCAAGGAGUCGCCACCCCAGCCAGCUGGUCGGAGGUGGGCAGCGUAGUCAGCAACGAGGAUUUGCACAAUCGCUUGUAGGCAUGUGGGAAAUUUUUAUAGAAUAAUUCCGAUAUUGGACAGGCUUGCUUGGAGGAUGGCGCGGUAUGGACGGGACGGGUGUCUCGGAGUUCUUUCGAUUUUUGCUGAUUAUGCUGCAAUUUCACAUGGCUUUGUAGAAUUUAAAUUUAGUCCAAGCUUCCAUACAUCGCUUUAGUUUAGUUGCAG